This is a messenger RNA of Epinephelus fuscoguttatus (brown-marbled grouper), 1760 nucleotides long. RefSeq names its product HSPA (heat shock 70kDa) binding protein, cytoplasmic cochaperone 1 (gene hspbp1). The transcript has 8 exons. The coding region runs from base 168 to 1175 and encodes 335 amino acids. NCBI's taxonomy places the organism in Eukaryota, Metazoa, Chordata, Actinopteri, Perciformes, Serranidae. The record is from RefSeq and is a predicted model, not a curated record. Gene Ontology annotation, molecular function: protein binding.
GGUUUACGGCACAGUAUGGCAGCCUCCAUGCCACUCGUGAUAUCAGCUAGCUAGAACAUUCUAGCGGAUUCAUGUUCUUGAGUUUAAAAGGGAGUUAACUUGUGUCAAGACGUUAUUGUGUUCAUUUACUCAACGGUGAUUUUAAGGACUCUUAAAAAGUGAAUGUCAUGGCAGAAGACAGACAACCCAGGAGAUAUCCUCGGAACCUUCAGGGUGUCAUGCAGCUGGCAGUGGAUGCUGGAUCAGCCGCAGAGGGACCUGCUCCUGUUGAACCCAUGUCAGAGGAGAGGAAAACAUGGUUGAGAGACGCUCUUGCAGAAGUCUGCAAAGGGCAGAUGGAUGAAGUGGAGCAGAUGAAGCAGUGCUUGGCCGUCUUACGGCAAGAGGGAUCGAGUGAAAGGGAGACAGAAGGAGAGGAUGAGAGGGAUGAAGAGGAUGAAGAUGAGCGUGAAUCAGCCUUUGAGAUGCUCUCAGAGUUGUGUGAGAACCUGGACAAUGCUAGAGACUUUAUGACUCUCGGUGGACUGGAUUUGUGCGUCUCCCAGUAUCUGUGUCAUGCCCAAAGUGGACUGCGGUGGCGUGCUGCACAGCUUCUUGCUUCCUGUGCCCAGAACAUGCCGCAGGUGCAGGCCCACCUGUUAAGCAUGGGGACACUGCCAAAGCUGCUGCAGCUGACAGACUCAGACCCCAACCCCACCGUCAGAGUAAAAGCCCUUUAUGCAGUGUCAUGUCUGGUUCGAGAGCAGGAGGCAGGACUUCAGGCGUUCUUGUCCCAUGAUGGCUUUUCAGUGCUGAUGCGAGGCAUACAGUCGGACAGCGAGAAGCUCAGGACUAAGUCGGCGUUUCUUCUGCUCAACCUGCUGACGUCACAUCCCGAACAAAAAGACACAGUUGUCUCCAUGGGUAUGGUAGAGCAGCUGGUAUCUGUUCUUCGCACACCACACUCACCUUUUCAUGAACAUGUGCUUGGAGCCCUUUGCUGUCUGGUGGAGGACUGUCAGCAGGGUCUCAAAGACUGUAGGAAUCCUGCUCUGGGUUUGGAGGAAUUACUCAGACAGCGAUCCAGAGAGCUCCAAGGAAAAGAAGAGAGUCAGGAAGAACUGGACUUCUGUGAACGUUUGAAGGUUAUAUGUUUCCGUGGGCAGCAAUCAGAUGACAAUGGGAUGGAUCGCUGAAGUCCGGUUUACCUCACCUGUUUUGGUAUCAGCGUGCAGAGAUGUAACACAACAUUCAAGAUCUGGAUCGUGAAUGUUAAAGCAACGUUUUUUGUCUGUCACAACAAAUGUAGUCCAUAUUUUGCAUGUCAUGCAGGAACUGGAUUUUUCUCUGUAAAUAACCUAAAUGUAUAAAAUACUUUUCAAGUUAGCUGUUAUUUAAGUCCAUUGUUUUCAGUUGUCCAUAUCUUGUAACACCAAACAUCUCCAGCACAGGUAGUAUGCAAACCCAUACCCCGAUGUUAAUGUAGUUACGUGUUCAACUUCAAUCUGCAACCACACCGCUACAUGCCACCGUUACACACUAUACCUUUAAAACAGGCCUCAGAAUAAUGGAUCAUUGUUUUUUGUUUUUUUUACACCAUAAUUAUUUAUUUAUUUGAUUGAUUAUUAGCAAAACAAAUAGGUGUAUUUAUAUACAUAAAAUGGGCAGCUCAAGAAAUGGAAAACAAUGCCAUAACCACAUGCACAAUCUUCACGUAAAUAUGUAUGUUAUGCAAAUUACAAUAUUUUGGUACAAAUCACAGAAUACAGAUGUUAUUCUUA